Molecule: messenger RNA, 5965 nt
Organism: Nerophis ophidion (straightnose pipefish)
Lineage: Eukaryota; Metazoa; Chordata; Actinopteri; Syngnathiformes; Syngnathidae
Product: atrial natriuretic peptide receptor 3-like
Exons: 8
Coding region: 43-1581 (512 amino acids)
Biological process (GO): regulation of blood pressure; vasodilation
Cellular component (GO): membrane
Molecular function (GO): peptide hormone binding; natriuretic peptide receptor activity
Source: RefSeq, a predicted model, not a curated record
GCCGCGGCGGGAAGUUGGAAAGUCUUCGGUUCCGUUUCGAAGAUGCGGGACGACCGUGACGUCAUGAACCACCGCGCGGCGCGCGUCUUCUCCUCCGUCUUCUUGUCCGUCUUCUUGUCGCUCCUCGCCGGGUCGCGCGGGGCUGACGAGGACGUCCAAGUGGUGGUCUUCCUGCCCCGGAACGACUCCUACCUCUUCUCCUACGCGCGGGUGGCGCCGGCGGUGCUUUACGCGCAGGCGAGGCUACAGGCGGCGGGCGCGCCUUUCUCCGGCGUCCGCUUCGACGUCCGCUUCGACGACUCGGACUGCGCCAACGACGCCGUCUUCCGCCUGCUGGAGCGCGCCUGCGCCGCCCGGCCGGACUUAAUCCUGGGUCCGGUGUGCGAGUACGAGGCGGCGGCGGUGGUGCGGCUGGCGUCGCACUGGAACAUCCCGGUGAUCACGGCGGGCGCCCUGGCCGCCGCCUUCCGGGACAAGACGGGCGAGUUCUCGCACCUGACGCGCAUCGCUCCGUCCUACAGCAAGAUGGCCGAGGUCUUCCGCGCCAUCUUCACCAUGUUCUCCUGGACCAGCGCCCUGCUGGUCUACGAGGACGACAAGGUGGACCGGGACUGCUUCUUCACGGUGGAGGGCAUCUACCACCUCAUGGACGACGUCAGCGUCCAGACCUACUCGGUGGCCGGCCGAGACCACCUGGACCCGGAGGACAUCGUCCAGAACAUGUUGGACACCCAAGUCAUCAUCUUCUGCAUGGACGCCAACAACAUCAGAGAAAUAAUGCUAGCUGCUCACAGGAGACGUCUGACCAGCGGAACUCACAUGUUCUUUAACAUCGAACUCUUCAACGCCUCAUCUUACGGCAACGGUUCGUGGCAGCGAGGAGACAAGAUGGACGACGCCGCUCGACAAGCCUACGCAUAUUUGAACACGGUGACGCUGCUGAGGACGCUCAAGCCCGACUUUGAGAACUUCUCUGUGGAAAUGAAGAAGGCCAGCGAAGGACUCGGACUCAAACACUGCAGCGACUGUGCAACUGUCAACAUGUUUGUGGAAGGAUUCCACGAUGCUUUGCUGCUUUACGCCGUGGCUCUGCAUGAUGCCAUGAAGCAAGGUUACAGUAAGAAGAAUGGAAGUCAAAUCAUAUCUCACAUGUGGAACACCACUUUUGAAGGUAUCGCUGGCCAGGUGUCCGUGGACGCCAACGGGGACAGAAACGGCGACUUCUCCUUGAUGGCGAUGACCGACACCGAGGCAGGAACUUAUGAGGUGGUUGCCAAUUACUUUGGUGUAAAUGAAAGUUUGGAGCUGCUGUCCAACUUCAAACAUCAACACUUCACUCUGGAACAAAUACAGAGAAGUCAUCCUGACAUCUCAGACACUUCAUGUGGACUUAGAUUGUCAGCUUUGACCGGCGUCAUCGUGGGAACUGUUCUGGGAACUGUUAUGCUCAUAGUUUACUACUUUUUCAGGAAAAACUACCGGAUAAGCAUCGAGCGGCGCGCACUGGCGGAGGACUGUGGCGCGGGGAAGCACCGGCAGCUGCGAGAGGACUCCAUCAGAUCCCACUUCUCAGCCGCGUGAACGUUGGGUGAACGUGUCGUACUUCUCUCAGGACCACGAGGCGAGUCUCCAAGCAGCGCUCUGGUUUCUCUCCUCACCAGCGACUCUUUGACCACUGCUGUCUCUUUAACUAUAUACACUGUCCACAAGAUGGCGGGUUUUAGGACCACGUUUUUUUAUUUUUUUAUACCAAAGUCAUUGACAUGCUAGGCUGUAGGCUACUAGGUGCAGCUACACCGCGGCUAAGCUCGCGAGGCAUCAUCGGUGACAUGAGUCGAUAUAUAAGCAACUAUCAAAUAAUUACUCACACCUACAAAACGUCUUCAAGGCAAAGUAUCCAGUAACAGAAGUGUCAGCAUCAUCCAACUUGGAUUAUUGUGGUGUCACUCAAGAAAACACUAUCACCACUCCAGUUCAACUUAAAGACAGCAUAAGUCCAUUCCAGACAGUCAAUAAUAAAUAUGUUAGUUUUUGUUUCCAGUUCAACUUAAAGACAGCAUAAGUCCAUUCCAGACAGUUAAUAAUAAAUAUGUUAGUUUUUGUUUCCAGUUCAAUUUAAAGACAGCGUAAGUCCAUUCCAGACAGUUAAUAAUAAAUAUGUUAGUUUUUUUGUUCUCUGUUUGACUUAAUUGAAACACAAUCACCACUACAGUUCAACUUAAAGACAUCAUAAGUCCAUUCCAGACAGUUAAUAAUAAAUAUUUGUUCUUUGUUUGACUUAAUUGAAACACAAUCACCACUCUAGUUCAACUUAAAGACAGCAUAAGUCCAUUCCAGGAAGUUAAUAAUAAAUAUGUUAGUUUUUGUUUCCAGUUCAACUUAAAGACAGCAUAAGUCCAUUCCAGGCAGUUAUUAAUAAAUAUGUUAGUUUUUGUUCUUUGUUUGACUUAAUUCAAACACAAUCACCACUCCAGUUCAACUUAAAGACAGCAUAAAUCCAUUCCAGACAGUUAAUAAUAAAUAUGUUACUUUUUGUUCUUUAUUUGACUUAUUGAAACACAAUCACCACUCCAGUUCAACUUAAAGACAGCAUAAGUCCAUUCCAGGAAGUUAAUAAUAAAUAUGUUAGUUUUUGUUUCCAGUUCAACUUAAAGACAGCAUAAGUCCAUUCCAGACUGUUAAUAACAAAUAUGUUAGUUUUUGUUCUUUGUUUGACUUAAUUGAAACACAAUCACCACUCCAGUGCAACUUAAAGACAGCAUAAGUCCAUUCCAGACAGUUGAUAAUGAAUAUGUUAGUUUUUGUUCUUUGUUUGACUUAAUUCAAACACAAUCACCACUGCAGUUCAACUUAAAGACAGCAUAAAUCCAUUCCAGACAGUUAAUAAUAAAUAUUUGUUCUCUGUUUGACUUAAUUGAAACACAAUCACCACUCUAGUUCAACUUAAAGACAGCAUAAGUCCAUUCCAGACAGUUAAUAAUAAAUAUUUGUUCUCUGUUUGACUUAAUUGAAACACAAUCACCACUCUAGUUCAACUUAAAGACACCAUAGGUUCAUUCAAAGAAGUUAAUAAUAAUUAGGUUAGUUUUUGUUUCCAGUUCAACUUAAAGACAGCAUAAGUCCAUUCCAGGAAGUUAAUAAUAAAUGUUAGUUUUUGUUUCCAGUUCAACUUAUAGACAGCAUAAGUCCAUUCCAGACAGUUAAUAACAAAUAUGUUAGUUUUUGUUCUCUGUUUGACUUAAUUGAAACACAAUCACCACUCCAGUUCAACUUAAAGACAGCAUAACUCCAUUCCAGGAAGUUAAUAAUAAAUAUUUUAGUUUUUGUUUCCAGUUCAACUUUUUGACAGCAUAAGUCCAUUCCAGACAGUUAAUAACAAAUAUGUUAUUUUUUGUUCUUUGUUUGACUUAAUUGAAACACAAUCACCACUCCAGUUCAACUUAAAGACAGCAUAAGUCCAUUCCAGACAGUUAAUAAUAAAUAUGUUAGUUUUUGUUUCCAGUUCAACUUAAAGACAGCAUAAGUCCAUUCCAGACAAUUAAUAAUAAAUAUGUUAGUUUUUGUUUCCAGUUCAACUUAACGACAGUAUAAGUCCAUUCCAGGAAGUUAAUUAUAAAUAUGUUAGUUUUUGUUUCCAGUUCAACUUAAAGACAGCAUAAGUCCAUUCCAGACAGUUAAUAAUGUGUUAUAUGUGAAUAUGUUAGUUUUUUUCUUUGUUUGACAUAAUUCAAACACAAUCACCACUACAGUUCAACUUAAAGACGGCAUGAGGCUAUUCCAGGCAGUUAAUAAUAAAUAUGUUAGUUUUUGUUCUUUGUUUGACUUAAUUCAAACACAAUCACCACUCCAGCUCAAUUUAAAGACACCAUAAGUCCAUUCCAGGAAGUUAAUAACAAAUAUAUCAGUUUUUGUUUCCAGUUCAAUUUAAAGACAGCAUAAGUCCAUUCCAGACAGUUAAUGAUAAAUAUGUUAGUUUUUUUGUUCCCUGUUUGACUUAAUUGAAACACAAUCACCACUCCAGUUCAACUUAAAGACAGUAUAAGUCCAUUCCAGGAAUUUAAUAAUAAAUAUGUUAGUUUUUGUUUCCAGUUCAACUUGAAGACAGCAUAAAUCCAUUCCGGACAGUCAAUAACAAAUAUGUUAGUUUUUGUUCUCUGUUUGACUUAAUUGAAACACUAUCACCACUCCAGUUCAACUUAAAGACAGCAUAAGUCCAUUCCAGACAGUUAAUAAUAAAUAUGUUAGUUUUUGUUUCCAGUUCAACUUAAAGACAGCAUAAGUCCAUUCCAGACAGUCAAUAAUAAAUAUGUUAGUUUUUGUUCUUUGUUUGACUUAAUUCAAACACAAUCACCACUCCAGUUCAACUUAAAGAAAACAUAAGUCCAUUCCAGACAGUCAAUAAUAAAUAUGUUAGUUUUUGUUCUUUAUUUGACUUGAUUAAUUAAUUAAUUAAUAGUAUAAUUGUAUAAUAUAUAGUAUAAUUGAAACACAAUCACCAGUCCAGUUCAACUUAUAGACAGCAUAAGUCCAUUCCAGGAAGUUAAUCAUUAAUAUGUUAGUUUUUGUUUCCAGUUCAACUUAUAGACAGCAUAAGUCCAUUCCAGACAGUUAAUAAUAAAUAUGUUAGUUUUUGUUUCCAGUUCAACUUAAAGACAGCAUAAGUCCAUUCCAGACAGUCAAUAAUAAAUAUGUUAGUUUUUGUUCUUUGUUUGACUUAAUUCAAACACAAUCACCACUCCAGUUCAACUUAAAGAAAACAUAAGUCCAUUCCAGACAGUCAAUAAUAAAUAUGUUAGUUUUUGUUCUUUAUUUGACUUGAUUAAUUAAUUAAUUAAUAGUAUAAUUGUAUAAUAUAUAGUAUAAUUGAAACACAAUCACCAGUCCAGUUCAACUUAUAGACAGCAUAAGUCCAUUCCAGGAAGUUAAUCAUUAAUAUGUUAGUUUUUGUUUCCAGUUCAACUUAUAGACAGCAUAAGUCCAUUCCAGGAAGUUAAUCAUUAAUAUGUUAGUUUUUGUUUCCAGUUCAACUUAAAGACAGCAUAAGUCCAUUCCAGACAGUUAAUAACAAAUAUGUUAGUGUUUGUUCUCUGUUUGACUUAAUUGAAACACAAUCACCACUCCAGUUCAUUUUAAAGACAGCAUAAGUCCAUUCCAGGAAGUUAAUAAUAAAUAUGUUAAUUUUUGUUCUUUUUUUGACUUAAUUGAAACACAAUCACCACUCCAGUUCAUUUUAAAGACAGCAUAAGUCCAUUCCAGGAAGUUAAUAAUAAAUAUGUUAAUUUUUGUUCUUUUUUUGACUUAAUUGAAACAUAAUCCCCACUCCAGUUCAACUUAAAGACAGCAUAAGUCCAUUCCAGGAAGUUAAUAAUAAAUAUGUUAGUUUUUGUUUCCAGUUCAACUUAAAGACAGCAUAAGUCCAUUCCAGACAGUUAAUAAUAAAUAUGUUAGUUUUUGUUCUUUGUUUGACUUAAUUCAAACACAAUCACCACUCCAGUUCAACUUAAAGACAGCAUAACUCCAUUCCAGGAGGUUAAUAAUAAAUAUGUUGGUUUUUGUUCGGUGUUUUAUUUAAUUGACUUGUUAAGACCUUUCCUAACAUCCCACACUACAUACAAAAAUACAAUAUAAACAAUUCCUGCUGAUAUAAUCAAAUAAAAUGGAGACUCCAAGUAUUUACUGUAUAUUGUUUUGUUCCAAGGUGUUUAUUUAAAUAUUUAAUCAGUGCCAAAAUAGUUUGGUGUACUACUGUAGUACUACACUCUGAUACUGCAUGAAAUACUGUAUUUGUAUGCUGGAGCACAAACGUGAGUUUUUUUAUUUUUUUAUUUUUAUUUUUCUGUUUUAUUCCUGCUGAUUUUGUGAAUUCUCUUUUGAUGAAUAUGUUUUGUUUUUUAUGUUAGUUUUAUUUGAAGCUAGCGCCUGAAUGUACACUCAAAGGUGGAAUAAAGUCGAUACUUCGUUUGUG